Molecule: messenger RNA, 1878 nt
Organism: Knipowitschia caucasica
Lineage: Eukaryota; Metazoa; Chordata; Actinopteri; Gobiiformes; Gobiidae
Source: the annotation of a GenBank genome assembly
AUGUCGACAGCGGUGGAGGCCACAGGCUUCAUCAUGUGCCUGGUCAGCUGGCUGGUCACGGGGGCCGCUUUGGGGAACGACUACUGGAAGAUCUCCACGGUGUCCGGCAGCGUGAUCAUCUCGCAGCGGCAGUUUGAGAACCUGUGGCACGCCUGCGCAGAGAACAGCGCGGGCAUCGCAGAGUGUCGCGACUUUGAGUCCCUGCUCGGACUGCCAGCUCACAUCCAGGCCUGUAGAGCUCUCAUGAUCAUCGCUCUCCUCAUGGGACUGGGCGCCAUGAUAGUGUCUCUGCUCGGGGUCAAGUGCAUCAAGAUCGGGUCGGCGACAGACCAGUCCAAGGCCAAGCUGGCGGUGACCGGCGGCAUCCUGAGCGUGCUCGGAGGUCUGUGCCCGCUGAUCGCCGCUUCCUGGUACGCCUACAGAGUGGUGCAGGACUUUCACGACCCGUUCUUCGGCGGAGUCCGGUUCGAGCUCGGUACAGGGCUCUACAUGGCCUGGGUAGGAGCUGCUCUGGCUGUGCUCGGUGGCGCCCUCCUGUGUUCAGCCUGUCAGAGAGCCUCUCCAAAGAAAGGAGGUUACAUGGGAAACCCGCCGAAGAAGGUGUACACAGCCACAGCCAAAUCAGACCCAAACUCAAGCCAAGCACGCCUGAAACUUCACCGAUCUUCACGAGGCUCCAGGAUGAGUCCCAAAAAUGUGGUCUUCAAGAAGGUGUGCAAGGACAAGGCGGUGACGGUGUACAUGGGGAAGAGAGACUUUGUGGACCAUGUGGACUCAGUGGACCCAGUGGAUGGGGUCAUCGUGGUGGACCCUGAGGCUCUGCAGGGGAGGAAAGUCUUCGUGACCCUGUCCUGUGUGUUUCGAUAUGGCCGUGACGACAUGGACGUGAUGGGACUGGCCUUCAGGAGGGAGCUGUAUCUGUCCACGCGGCAGGUCUACCCUCCUCUGCAGGACCCCGACAAGACCGUGCACACCAGGACCCAGGCCAAGCUGUUGCGCAAACUGGGGGACUCCGCCUACCCUUUCUUCUUCGAGUUCCCAGACAACCUGCCGUGCUCCGUGGCCAUGCAGCCGUCCCCCUCUGAUGUUGGGAAGCAAUGCGCGGUGGAGUUUGAGAUCAAAGCGUUCAGCGCCGAGCGGCAGGACGCCAAGAUCAAGAAGAGGAGUUCAGUGCGUCUGAUGCUGAGGAAGGUGCAGUACGCUCCGGAGAACCAGGGCCCGGCUCCCUCUGUGGAGGCCACCCGAGAGUUUGUCAUGUCUGAGCGCCCCCUGCAGGCCAAGGCCAGUCUGGACAAGGAGGUCUACUACCAUGGGGAGCCCAUCAAAGUCCAACUGCAGGUCACCAACAACUCAAGCAAGACCAUAAAGAACAUCAUCGUGUCUGUGGACCAGGUGGCCAACGUGGUCCUCUACUCCAACGACAGCUAUUCCAAGUCUGUGGACAUCGAGGAGCUGGGGGACUCGGUCUCGGCUGGGGCCUCUCUCCAGAAGACCUACACUCUGCUGCCCCUGCUGGCCAACAACAGGGAGCGCAGGGGAAUCGCUCUGGACGGCAAACUGAAGCACGAGGACACCAACCUGGCCUCCUCCAGCAUAGUGAGGCAGGGCGUUCUGAAGGAGGUGAUGGGCAUCAUGGUGUCUUACAAGGUUGUGGUGAAGCUCAUAGUUGGAGGAAUGAUGGGCUCCAGCGAAGUGGGACUCGAGAUUCCCUUCAGACUCAUGCACCCGAAACCAGAUGCAGUGAAGGAGAGUGAGCUGGAGGAGGAGCUGGUCUUUCAAGAGUUUAAGCGCUCCUACCUGAAAGGCAUGGUGGGAGACGAUGAAGACGAGGAGGGGAACGUGUCUGGCGGUGAUGACAUGGCACCCAAAGAGAAGUGA